Molecule: messenger RNA, 465 nt
Organism: Fraxinus pennsylvanica
Lineage: Eukaryota; Viridiplantae; Streptophyta; Magnoliopsida; Lamiales; Oleaceae
Source: the annotation of a GenBank genome assembly
AUGGAACCGAGCAAAGCCGGAGAUGCUUAUACGAAGACUUCGGGCCCGGAGGAGGGCAACUGGUCAACUGGGUUGUAUGAUUGCUUAGACGAUCGCUCUAAUUGCGUGAAGACUUUCUUUUGUCCGUGCAUCACUAUGGGGCAGAUUAUCGAAAUAAUUGAUAGAGGAACAACAUCCAGUGAAAUUGGAUGUGGAAUAUACACUGCUCUCCACAUGGUCCACUGCACUUGGUUGUACACAAGCAAUUACCGGUCGAAAUUGAGGGCACUAUUCAACUUGCAAGAAGCACCUUGUGCAGAUUUUGUGGUACAUUGUUGCUGCUGUGUGUGUGGCAUUUGUCAAGAAUACAGAGAACUAAAGAAUCGUGGAGUCGAUCCCUCAAUAGGUUGGGAAGGAAAUGUUGAGAAGUGGAAAAGCGAUGGAAUUACCGUGCCGCCACUUUUUCCACACGAUAUCACCCGUUAA